Molecule: messenger RNA, 426 nt
Organism: Parnassius apollo (apollo)
Lineage: Eukaryota; Metazoa; Arthropoda; Insecta; Lepidoptera; Papilionidae
Source: the annotation of a GenBank genome assembly
AUGACGCAAAGAACGCUCACUUUUGUCACUGGUAAUAUAAAAAAGUUGGAAGAGGUUAAGGCUAUCUUAGGCACCAAUUUCCCUUUUGAGGUUAUAAAUCACAAGCUGGAUUUGCCAGAAUUGCAGGGUGAAGUCGAGGAGGUAUCAAUAAAGAAAUGUCAAGAAGCUGCUCGCCGCCUUAUGAAACCUGUUGUAGUUGAAGAUACUUGUUUAAGUUUUAACGCUUUGAAGGGCCUGCCUGGUCCAUAUAUAAAAUGGUUUUUAGAAAAAUUGGAGCCCGAAGGUAAAACAACCGGUAAAAUAGUGUCUCCAAGAGGUACGCGUGAUUUUGGUUGGGAUUGCAUUUUUCAACCUGAUGGUUACAAUUUAACUUAUGCCGAAUUGCCCAAGGAAGAGAAAAAUAAAAUAUCACAUAGGAGAGACUAA